CCAUUAACAUCUAUUUUUGAUAAUGAUAUUGCAGAUAAGAUUACCUAACUUUUGUAUAAGGAUGUUGUUGUCAAUCUGACAAUGAUAAGUUAACGUAGCAAUAAGUAAACUAAGGUCCGGUCGAUAAUUUAGUAGCCGUCUGGUCGCGCAACCACGUGGUAAUAAUGGCAAGGUUGUUGCUAGUGUUAUUUCUCACCGCUUUGUACAAAUCAGUGCUUUGUGAGGAGCAAGAGAGCAGAAUAGUCCAGAUCUCACAAGGACCCGUUAGGGGUUAUAAAGACCAUGAAGAGAACUUGUAUACUUUCUUCGGCAUUCCUUACGCGACCGCACCUACUGGACAGGAUCGAUAUAAGGCUCCUUUACCGGGACCGUCUUGGUUAACUCCGUUUGAUGCAGAUAACGAUAACAUAAUAUGUCCGCAAGCUAUAAUUCCCGCAUUCAAACAUCUUUACAAAAACGCAGAUAUGCGACAAAAUUGUUUGAUCGCAAAUGUGUACGUACCAGACACGGUUGAAAAGAGUUUACCCGUUUUGGUUGUAGUACAUGGAGGAGGUUUUCAAGUCGGAAGCGGGAAUCUUCUUAAGGUUAAGAAAUUAGUUGCAAGCAAUAAUAUUAUUGCGGUCACCUUUAACUAUCGCCUUGGCAUACACGGUUUCUUAUGCCUGGGAACUCAAUAUGCACCAGGUAACGCAGGUAUGAAAGAUCAGGUGGCACUUCUUAAGUGGGUAAAUGAGAACAUAGCUAACUUCGGGGGCAAUCCUAAUGACGUCACUAUCACAGGAUAUAGCGCUGGUGCAGUGUCGGUAGAAUUACUGAUGCUUUCACCAUUAGCUAAGGGAUUAUUUAAUAAGGCAAUCGCGGAAAGCGGUGGCGCCCUUGGAGUAUUUGCCAUGCAAACAGAUCCCCUAGAAAAUGCUAAGGGUUUUGCGAAAAGAUUUGAAAUUGAACAUGCAGAUGACGCUUAUGCUCUGGAAGAUUUUUAUAAGAAUGCGUCUUUUGAAACAAUAACAAGUGAUUCUUUUUUUAGUGAGAUGUUUUCACCAUUAUUUACACCAUGUAUCGAGAGCGAAAUCGGACAAGAAAUAUUCCUUGCCGAUAGUCCUAUUAAUAUACUAAAAAGUGGUGAUUAUGAAAAAGUUCCCUUCCUUGUGGGCUUUAAUGACAAAGAAGGUAUUUCCAGAAUAGAUUCAUUUGAAACAUGGAAAAAUAAUAUGAAUCAGAAAUUUUCAGACUUUCUUCCUCCUGAUUUACAAUUUAGAAAUAAAGCAGAGAAAGAAUUAACUGCUAAAGAUAUAAAAGAAUUUUAUUUCGGUGACAAGAAAGUUGAUGAUGAUACUAUAUUAUCAUUUGUAGAUUUCAUGUCUGACGUAUCUUUUGCUUAUCCUAUACUAAAAGCUGUCCAGCUACACGCAAAUGCUGCUGGCAAUAAUAAAAUAUUUUUGUAUUUGUAUAAUUAUGUUGAUGAGCUAAUACCAGUUGUUCCCCACACUGAUGUAAAGGGAGCCACUCAUUGCGCACAAACUUUCGGAGUGUUUGACGGAUAUAUGUUUUCGAAUGAUACUGAAAAAGACUUGCCCCAUGACUAUAAGAAACACAAAGUCAUAUUAAGACAAAUGUGGGGAAAUUUUAUUAAAACAGGUGCUCCCGUCCCGGAAGGAUCGUCCUUGGCUACUUGGCCACCGACGGGUGCAGAUGGGUCUCCGCAUAUGUUGCUGGGACAGAGUAUUGAGCUGCAGGACAGUGCGCUGCUGCAGGAGCGGCGGCGCAUGUGGGACGCCGUCUACAGCCGCCACUACAGAGCUCCCAGCCAACCCCAAGCGUUUGUGCUCUUCUCGCGAAAUGAAUUAUAGGAAGAAUGGGCAUUACCAUGUUACGUUUGAUAAACAUUCUGAUGUUGGGUUUUAUAAUUAAAUCUAUUUACUACUUAAUCAUAGCUCGUCUUGUCCUUAGUUAGUAUUGUAUUACUUUUGCAUAUCGCUUGUUUUCUGCGUUUUAUAUCACCUGAUCACAUCACAGUUGUAACAUAUAAUACUUGACCUCGAACCGUGACUGCGAAAGUGGCACAACUGGUUUUGACCUACGUCCUUGAGUUGACUUGAGUAGACCAUCUUUAUUGUUUUGACAGUAAUCAUCAUAUUAUGAUAAGUAUUUACCUAUGAUUUUGCCGUUCUGUCGUAGUGGCUAUUUCAAGUUCAUUUUUUUCUAUUUUCGCUAAGAAUUUUAGUUUAAGUAUUUUUAUUUUUAAAACAUGUUUGUUUUUUUUAGUCAUUUGUUUAAUGCUUAGCGCAUGUGUAAGUUUUUCACAUCAUGGAUACGUAAAAAAACGAGUGAUUAUGGAGUAUGAGUACCGUCGUAGCAGCAAAGCGGCAGAAGCAGCACGCAACAUCGACGACGUAUACGGAGCGAACACUACUAACGAUCACACCACCCGUUAUUACGGAAGUGGGUAAUGCUUCCGUUCUAGAAAUUUCGACCUAAGAAAUGAACCCCGUAGUCGAUCGAAAACUUUAUUCGACAAUAACGAAUUAAAGGCGAUUGUGGAAGCUAAUGAUUAUCAAUCUACAGCUGAAUUAGCAGCAGUUUUCGAUGAUAGCAUCCAAACAAUAUUUGUCCGUUUAUGUCAAGGUAAUGGGUGUCCCACGAAAUGAAUGAAAGCCAGCGCGAAGUAGGCGUCGAGUCGAGUCUUGCCAGUGCAAGGCCAAAUAUGUCUUCGUUUGUAUGCCUGUUGAGCAUAUUGAAUCGCACUGUUAAUUGUGACGAAAAAUGAAUUCUGUUCGACAAUCGUAAGCGCUCAGCAAGUUGGUUAGAUCCUGGUUCAGCACCUAAACAAAGCCCCAAACGAAAACUAUAGCCUAAAAACUGAUGGUCACUGUUUGGUGGUCUAGCACGGGUGUCAUUCAUCACAGUUUCUUAUCAAACGAGAUAAGCAUUACUGUAGAUGUGUACUGUGAAGAACUGAGCACAAUAAUGGAGAAGUUCGCACAUCUCCAACCAGCUUUGGUCAAUCAUUAGCUCCGCUGCUUCUGCACGACAACACGCGAUCUUUUACUGCACAACGGUCUCCAAGUUACAAGAGCUAGGGUUGGAAGUUCUCAGUCAUCCACCAUACUCACCAGACCUUGUCCCUACAUACUUCUACUUUUUUCAGAAUAAGGAUAACUUCUUUGUGGUGGAAAAUUCAAUAACCGUGAGGCAGUUCAAAAUGUCUUUGAAGAUUUUUUUGCCUCCUGUCCAACAGACUUUUUCAAAAAGGGCAUCAAUAAGCUACCACUACGUUGGCAAAAAUGCCUUGAUUGAAGGGGUAAUUACUUUGAUUAAUGAAAAUAAAGAAUAAAUAAAAAAAGAGCGUAAACUUAUUUCAUGAAUAACGGCAAUUUCAUAGGUAAAGACCAAGCAGAUACACAUUUUAUCUACUCAUAACUAUAUACAGUUCACGAACUAUUGGGUGGGUCACUACCCACCACUCGUGUCGCUGCGGUGUACACUAUAUUUUGAACUCAGGCUUACCCUGAAAAAUAAUAUAACUAAUAUAAAAGCCACCACAAAGUGACCGGAUUAUAAAUGCGUGUCUACUGGCACUGUUAAUUUUAGGAAGCACAUGAAAUAGUUCCUUCCCGCCAAGUAAAGUCCCGACGCGUACAUAUCUGAUGUAUCUAGAAAAUAUACCCUAUCAGCCACUGUCACCUUGCCGACUUGAAGCCAACCUUACAGGCAUAUAACCCUAAUCACAUACACAAACGGAACACCACCAAAAGAUAGAGUUAUUUAACUAUGUUCUCCUGGAGGGAUUUAACUUCCCCAGACGGGCGCAUGUUAUGUCAGCUAUGUCCUUAUCAUCAUCAUUAUCAGCCUAUCAGAGUUACAAGCCCACUCAAUGUAAUAAGGAGAACGGGCGGACACAGUGCGGAUUGGUAUGGUAACAAAGACUGCAGAUGCAGCCGAGACCAACGACUUAACGUGUCUUCAGAAGCACAAAGGAGGUCGGGAUAAUAAACUGAGCAAUUGGGGAAGUCACUUAACUUCCACGAUCUCAGUCCAAACGCUCUGACUACUACCAUCGAAAUCAUCAAAUGUUUUGGCUCUCAUGCCCGUACUUCACUUGGCUAUUCGUAUUUGCUAUUUGUAAACUUGACAUCAGUCUAUUGUUUUCAUUCCCCAUACAUCAUGAUAAGGACAAACUAUUGUCAAGUUUACAAAUAGAAACACCAAAAGCCAAGUAAUGUGCCGGUAUUAAAAUUGUGGUCUUAUUGUUUCGUGACAAAAAUCUGAUACAUGGAUCCAUUGUAUUUAUCAUAAUUUUGAAAGAUAUUUACUUAUUUAAAAAGAAUUUUGCUGUUGUAUAUAAGCACAGUUUAUAUGAGCACAGUAAUGAUAAUUAUUAUAAUGAUUGUGGUUUGGUUUUUAUAAUGUUCGGUUUUAGGUUUCGUUACACUUAUUCGGAAAAUUGUCGAGCAUGCCAAUAGUUGUUUGCAAAAGCGUAUAUGGCUCCUUUGCUUAAAAUUGUGUGUCAUUCGAUGUUUUUAAUAAUAUUUCAUUAUAUAGUAGAUUUUUGUGCACUUCUUGAUAAUCAACUGAAUUACUCCAUUUCUAAAUUUGUAUCAAUCGUGAAAGAUUCAUGCAGUCAGGCCUGUUUGUCCCACUAGUUCCAUCGAAUUCAUCUUCAACACCAUUCAAAACAAAAUUAAAAGCAAAUUUCCUUUUUUCAAAUUGCAAUCAACUCUUCAACAACCCCAUCAAAAUUAGUAUUUUCCAUAAUAACUCUAAUUAUUACAAUAAUUUUAAUGAUCCUCGGAUCCCAUGGAGCUCUAGUUAUCUUAUUUUCUGCAGAGUCAUUAUGACUAAUCAUGGGAAAUAUGUCCAAAAAAACAGAUUAGAUAAUGUUUAAAAGACUUCGUGCUAGUAGUGCCCCUGACAGUCGACCGGCCGGCUUGAUUGCCUCAUAACAACAACAUACACGAAUAAAAGUCCUAGGCGUUAAUUCAGUAGUGGGUUCGCCUCCACAAUGUCAAGGUUGGUGGCCGUGUUAUUCUGCGCUGCGCUGUACAGUGUUGUAAUAUGUGAGGAACGAGAAUCAAAAAUAGUCCAGACCUCGCAAGGACCCGUCAGGGGAUAUAAAGAUAAUGAGGAGAAUAUAUACACCUUCUACGGUAUACCAUACGCGACUGCCCCCACAGGACUGGACAGAUACAAGGCUCCCCUUCCAGGACCAUCAUGGAUAACACCAUUAGAUGCAGUUAAAGAAAACACAGCAUGUCCACAAGCAGCAAUUCCUGAAUUCAUUCAACUUUACCAUGGCAUUGACAUAAAACAAGAUUGUUUGGUUGCGAAUGUGUACGCUCCAGAUACUACUGACAAAAAUUUACCCGUUUUGGUUGUAGUACACGGAGGAGGUUUCCAGGGUGGACAUGGGAAUGCUCUUAAACCUAAAAAAAUUGUUGCGACUCAUAAUAUUAUUACGGUUACCUUUAACUAUCGCCUUGGCAUACAUGGUUUUCUAUGCCUGGGUACUGAAAAUGCUCCUGGUAAUGCAGGUAUGAAAGACCAAGUUGCGCUGCUCCGAUGGGUAAAAAUGAACAUAGCUAACUUUGGAGGCAAUCCCAAAGAUGUAACCAUCACUGGAUAUAGCGCUGGGUCAGCAUCAGUAGAACUACUGAUGCUUUCUCCUAUGGCAAAGGGUUUAUUCAAUAAGGUGAUUGCCGAGAGCGGUAGCGCUCUUGGAACAUUCGCCGUUCAAACGGACCCUCUAGAAAAUGCCCAGCAAUUAGCAAAACAUUUUAAUAUUGAGCAUGCCGAUGAUGUUCACGCUAUAGAAGAAUUUUAUAAGUCCGCUUCAUUUGAAACAAUAACGAGUGAUCCAUUCUUUCAUGCGAAGGAUUCUUCAUUUGCAUUCUCACCAUGUGUAGAGACCGAUAUAGGUCAAGAAGUUUUCCUUGCAGAUAGUCCAUCUAAUAUACUAAAAAGUGGUAAUUAUGAGAAACUUCCUUUACUUGUUGGUUUUGCGGACAGUGAAGGUUUAUUGCGUUUCCCGUUAUUCGAAACGUGGAAAAAUGACAUGAAUGAAAAAUUUUCGGACUUUUUACCUGUUAAUCUAAAAUUCGUAAACAACGAAGAGAAAGAAAAAGUAGCUAAAGAAAUAAAGGAAUUUUAUUUUAAAGAUAAGAAAGUUGAUAAUGACACUGUACUGUCGUAUAUAGACUUCUUCUCUGAUGCUUUAUUUACUUACUCAACAUUAAAAGCUGUAGAGUAUAAUGUAAAUGCUGGUAAUGACAAAGUGUUUGUAUAUUUUUAUGAUUACGUAAAUGAAUUGAUGCCAAAUAUUCCAUACACUAAUGUAAAAGGAGCCCCACAUUGCGCACAAACAUUUGCUGUGUUCGACGGAGAUUUGACGUUCGGAGGCAACGAAAAAGAUUUACCAGAUAAUUAUAAAAAACACAAAGCCACUGUAAGACAAUUUUGGAGCAACUUUAUUAAAACAGGUGUUCCGGUACCGGAAGGCUCGUCCCUGCCCGCGUGGCCAGCGACGAGUGCAGACGGGUCUCCUUACAUGUUACUAGGACAAACUGUUGAACUGCGGUAUGACGCGCUGCUGCAGGAGCGGCGGCGCUUGUGGGAAACCGUCUACAGCCGCCACUACAGAGCUCCCAGCCGACCUCACGUGUUUGGGAUGAAUUCGCGGAAUGAAUUCUAAAAAGAUUAUAUUUAAUGUUAUUUAAAAUAUGAGUAGACUUUAACUUUGUUACGUAUUUUUUUCCUAUUCAUUUUUGCAGCACGCGGUGAUCCAAUACAUUGGUUAAGGAAUACAUUUUGGUAGAAGAAAACAAAAUAAAGAGAAUUUUACAAUCUUAGAGAAA
Chilo suppressalis (striped riceborer) is the source of this 6851-nucleotide messenger RNA. The record is from the annotation of a GenBank genome assembly. NCBI's taxonomy places the organism in Eukaryota, Metazoa, Arthropoda, Insecta, Lepidoptera, Crambidae.